AUGUCGCUGACCCCAGGAUCGUCGCUGGUGAAAUUGGAUUACCAAGUAUUUGCACAAUGGAGGAACUUAGCUCAUGACAGUGCAAUGUACUUGAGGGAUUUGGAAAUCUUGAGCCACAGGAGGUGGGCCAUCCUCUGUGCAAGGAAUGGGCUCCAAGGGGUCGCCAUAGAGGAGUUCCUCCAGGCCAAGCAGCCGCCGCCGCCGCCGCAGCAGCCAGAGCCCCCUCCGGCCCCCUCCUCCCGCGAGGAGACGUGCCACUUCCUCAAUGCUAUCUUCCUCUUCCUCUUUAGGGAGCUCAGGGACACGGCCCUGGUCAGGAACUGGGUCACCAAGAAGAUCAAGGUGGAGUUCGAGGAGCUGCUCCAGGCCAAGAUGACGGGGAAGGUGCUGGAGGGGCUCAGCCUCAGGGAUGUCUCUCUUGGCAAUGUCCUGCCCGUCUUUAAAGCUGUCAAGCUCAUUCGGCCGGUGGUCUGCAACGAAGAGGGCUGCCCUGAGGAGCUGGGCUUUGAGGUAGACCUGGAGUACAACGGUGGCUUCCACUUGGCCAUUGAUGCUGACCUGGUCUUUGGCAAGUCGGCCUACCUCUUUGUCAAGAUCUCCCGGGUGAUGGGGAAGCUGAAGCUGGUCUUUACGCGCCUGCCCUUCACACACUGGUCCUUCUCUUUUAUGGAUGACCCUGUGAUACUGUUUGAAGUGAAGUCUCAGUUCGAAGGGAGGCCCAUGCCUCAGCUCACUUCCAUCAUUGUGAACCAGUUCAAGAAAGUUAUUAAGCGCAAGCACACCUUACCCAAUUAUAAAAUCAGGUUUAAGCCAUUUUUUCCAUUUCAAGUGUUGCCACCUGAUGAAUAUGAAGAUCGAGACCUCUGUAUACAGGAUUUUCUAUUGACAGAAGGUCGUCUAAAAGUCACGUUGAUUGAAUGUACAAGGUUACUUAUGUUUGGAUCCUAUGAAAGAGAAACAAAUGUUCAUUGCACAAUGGAGCUCAGCAGUAACGUUUGGGAAGAAAAAUCAAGAAGUUCUAUUAAAACGGCAGAACUAGUGAAAGGAAAUCUGCAAAGUGUUGGGCUCACGCUCCGCCUUGUGCAGUCCAAGGAAGAAGACGCAGGGCACGUUGUCAUUGAAACUGUGACUCCAAACUCACCUGCUGCAGCUGCUGAUCUACAGAGGGGAGACAGACUUCUAGCAAUUGGCAGUGUUAAAAUUACAUCAACUGUCCAAGUGUUGAAGCUUAUUAGACAGGCUGGGGACAGAGUUUUAGUCUUCUAUGAAAGGCCUGUUGGGUAUAAUCAGCAUGGUUCGGCACUGCAGGAUGGAUUUGGACAAUUGGAAGACACUGCUUUCUUGACACAGCCAGAAGAUGACCAAGCUAGUUUAUCAGCUGAUGUUGAUAACAGAGAUUUUGAUUCAGAAUUUGAGGACUUAGCUUGUGAAUCACCUGACCAAAAAGAAGAUCUGCCAACAACUCCGAGUCCCAAACGUUCAGUAGUAAUACUUGCUGCUAAACCACUUGGAACUAUAUCUCCGAUUCUGAAUCGAAAACUACAUUUAGGUAGUUAUCAGGCAACAUCAAAAACACAACAGAAGGAUGGAGCUAAAGUGGCAACACCCAAAACUAUUGAGGGUUCAGAUGCAUCACAGCAAUCAGGUAAACAAUUGCAAGGAUCCAGCACUAAGCCUCCUGUGCCACCUAGGCCACAAAGUAAGCCUCUCUUGCCUACUAGUGAAACUCAAAAUCUGUUAGAAACUGGAGGGGUAUCUUCUGAAAAAGCAGAGAGGCCACCUCCACCUACAAAUAAUGGAGAUAAAUGUACAGAGAAGGCAGUGAAGAAUAACGAUCAAAUAGAAGACCCAAUGGUACCAAAAGUAAUAACAGCACCAAAACAAGAUACGUCAAAAGAUGGACUUUCUGAAAAUGCACGUAGUUACAAAGAUAGUGGAGAUGAUCAUCAAACAUGGGAAUCACCAGAAAUUCCUUAUAAAAUCCGGCAAGGCCGAUGGCCAAGGACGAGAACAUCCUCCUGUAUAUUUGAAGUAGAAGGAUACCAUAAGUACCUUAAUGUUGCACUGUGGUGCAGAGACCCUUUCAAAGCAGGUGGUUUUAUCUGCUUAGGAUAUGCAAGCAUAAAACUUGAAGAAAUUGCUUUAGAUUGUAUAGCUACAUCUUCAAUGGAAUAUAUGAGAACAUUUAAACUGGAUGCUCCUACCCCCAAAGCGGCAGUCACCAGAACAGCAUUGCGGAAUUUGACAACCCAUAAGGGAUUCAAUGAAAAAUUUUGUUAUGGCGAUGUAACUUUACACUUCAAAUAUUUAAAAGAAGGUGAAAUAGAUGAUUCAAACUUUCUCCUGGAGAAAGAAAGGGAAUGUCACUUGGAAGAAGAAGCUCGUGCACUUCAGAAAGAGGAUCCUUAUUUGGGACAAAUUGUUCUUACGGAGAACAAGCAUAACUUUCAAGAUACUCAGUUUCAGAAUCCAACUUGGUGUGAUUACUGCAAAAAGAAAGUAUGGACUAAAGCGGCUUCCCAGUGCAUGCUCUGUGCUUACGUUUGCCAUAAAAAAUGUCAAGAAAAAUGUCUAACUGAGACACCCUUUUGUGUGGGAGCUGAAAAGCGACUUGAUCGAACUGUGGGAGGUUGUAGAGCAGAAGGACAGGAAGCUCCCCAAGCUGCAUCCUCUCGUGUUGAUUCGGAAUCUAAAUCUGUUAACAGAACUACAGGUUUGACCAGGCAUAUCAUCAAUACAAGCACCCGGUUGUUAAACCUUCGGCAAGUCCCCAAAGCUCGCCUUUCUGAGCCAGGAACAGAGGUGGUAGAACCUUCGCCAAAGCACACACCAAACACUUCUGAUAAUGAAAGCAGUGAUACUGAAAUCAGUGGGCCAAGCAGUCCUUCAAAACGUGCAGCAGGUACUGGGAUAAAGUUGGUCCGAAAGGAGGGUGGUCUAGAUGACAGCGUCUUCAUUGCUGUUAAAGAAAUCGGACGUGAUCUCUACAGAAGUUUACCCACAGAGGAGCGUUUUCAGAAAUUAGAAUUUAUGUUGGAUAAACUGCAGAAUGAAAUAGACCAGGAGCUGGAAAAUAAUAAUUCACUCGUUAAAGAAGAAAAAGAGACAACCGACGCAAGGAAAAAAGCCUUGAUAUCUGCUGCCCUGGCUAAGUCAGGUGAAAGACUGCAGGCCCUUACGCUGCUGAUGAUCCACUACAGAGCAGGCAUUGAGGAUAUAGAGUCUUUGGAGAACAUGUCAUUAGAGCGGCAGUCCAAAAGAGUGACUAAAGAUUCAGAGGAACCCCAUAUGGCAGAAGAAAUGGAUAAUGAAGAUGUCAGUCUGACGGAAGCGCCAACAUUCAACAUCAUAUCAGAAGAACCAGUUGAUCCACCUCAAUCAGUAGACUGAUAUUUACAUAUUUAGGCUUUGAAGGAAUGGACUAAAAGAAUACUUUGCACUUAAUUACACACACACACAAAUUAAAUUAAAACACUGGUAUAAUGUCCUGCUUCUGCACAGUUAUUUGCCUGUGUAAGAGUACAGCUAAUAAUGGUUCUUCUCCAGCUACAGCACCAUCAUUUUGUUAAACUGGCUGGUUAAAACUACAUUUUGAGGUUUAUAUUGGAAAUUUAUUUUUAAUAACUUAUUUUUAUUUUUUCUAAUUAUGUAACCUUACCAUUUCACAUUACUGUAUGUGGUGUCCUUAACGCAUUACUUUCCCCCUCCACCUCCCCUUUUUUUUCUUUGAGCUAGUGUUUUCAACAGGAAACUGGCAGGAUUUUCAAAAUGUUUAGUUUCCAUUGUAUGAUGAAAAAAUUAUAAGCUUGUUGCAUGCCUAAGCUGAUGACUGACACAGAAGUCACUGAGGGACCAGGCUUUAAAAUGUUGAUUACAGUUAUUGUCUGUCUUCUAGGUAGUUGUGUAUUUUUUGCCAAACAUAUCAUGAAAGCAAACAAAAGGUCUUUCAUUUUGUCUGUUAUUAAUAUUUACUGAAGUUAACAUGGCAUAUCAUUUGUUUCCCAUAUUUUUGUUAAAUACAAAAACUUUUCAUAGUUUGUAAUUAACAUGAAAUACAGUAAUGCUAUGCUAAAAAAAAGUCCUCCUUGGAACUUCUGGCUAUUGUAUCCUGGUUGAAUAAUGCUGCAUAUCAAACUACAUACCAGUAUCUAAUAGUAAUUACAUUGGGAAUAUUUUUGAGAUAAGAGGCUGGGUGCCUUCCAGAACAAAAUUAUAUAAUUAAGUGUUGUUAUAUUAUCCGAUAACCUGAUAAAGGAAAAUUGUUCUUAAGAGUUGGAGGUUUCAUUGCAUUCUAUGAAAAAGCAUGUAACAAUGGUUUAAGCAAUUCUAAAAAAAAAAAAAA
Messenger RNA from Egretta garzetta (little egret), 4342 nucleotides. RefSeq names its product PDZ domain containing 8 (gene PDZD8). The coding region runs from base 1 to 3390 and encodes 1129 amino acids. Gene Ontology annotation, biological process: mitochondrial calcium ion homeostasis. Gene Ontology annotation, cellular component: mitochondria-associated endoplasmic reticulum membrane contact site. The transcript is spliced from 7 exons. Lineage: Eukaryota; Metazoa; Chordata; Aves; Pelecaniformes; Ardeidae. Gene Ontology annotation, molecular function: protein binding; lipid binding. The record is from RefSeq and is a predicted model, not a curated record.